This is a messenger RNA of Prorocentrum cordatum, 1788 nucleotides long. The record is from the annotation of a GenBank genome assembly. Lineage: Eukaryota; Dinophyceae; Prorocentrales; Prorocentraceae.
CCACGGGAGGCGGCGCGAUGGCGACAGGGCGCGAAGGUAGCCGCGCGACGCGCAACGUGGGGCGCGAUGCGUGAAGUUCGGCGGCGUAGAUCCUUGAUCCGAGCUUUGUCGAAUUCUGAAUCGAAUCUGAAUCCGUAGCCAUUUUGGCUCAAGCCAUUUUGGCUCAAGUCCCUUUGACAUCAAGUCCCAUUGACAUCCUCUCGCAGCCUCUCACAUAUCUAGCUUCCGGUCUACACCAAUCAUGGCUCAUGCAUCCUCGUCUGUCCAGCACGCGCUUGCGAGUUUUCUUGUAUCUGCUCCGGCCGAGCCUGAGACGAAGAAGCCGCGCGAGCAGGAGGGUGCCCUCAGCUCAGAGCACAAGAAACUCAUCGAUGUCCUGACCCACGUGAUCGAUGACCGUAUGGGGAAGCAGGCGGAAAAGAUCGAUCGUGCGCUCGGCGUCAUGGCGCAAGCCACAUAUCAGCAGUUUUCGGACCUGCGUAAGGAGCUCGAUACCGAGAGGAAGGCCAGGAAGGCGUUAGAGGAGGAGAUGAGGAAGGAGUUCUUUGAGAUCAAGAAGCAGGCCUCCCAGCGUGCCAGCUCCAUGCCGCCUUUUUCAAGCACUUCUUCAUUUUCCCCAGGGCAUGUAAGGAUUAAGGGUUGGUGCCAGUAUUCAGAACGACUCGAUGAAGGAGUAACCAGGGCGGAGGCGGAUGAGUUUCGCAAUAAACUGCUCCAGAAAAUCCCCAAGGAGAUCCAGCACCACGUCGGGCCCAUCCAGCUUCGCGGAGGCAGGAACUAUUCCAUCCGCAUCAAGAUCCAUCAAGAUGUACUUCAGGAAGUCCACAGCCUGUGGAAAGACAGUCUUGCAGCCGGCGAGGGCGACCUCCCAGGCAAGCAGCGGCCUUACGUCACCAUGGAGAGGGCUCCGGAGGUCCAGGUUAAGUACGCGCUCCAUGGGAAAAUGAAGCAAUUUAUCCAUGGGAAGCUUGAGGGUGAUCGUCGUUCAAUUCGUUGCUAUUGGUCCCCAGAUUUUGCCAUCUACGACGAGGGUGGGGGUGAGGGGGGCGACAUUUACAUCGGCAGCGUCACAGACUCGCAAACUAUUUCAUAGGGGAUCUUCUGGUCAGGAGCUUCUCGGGGGCACACCGGAUGAGCUGACCAAGAAGGUCAAAGCAGUGCGUCGUCAAUAGGGGGGCCCGGCAACACCGACACUCCGACAUCUGCAUGUAUAUUGUCUUGGAAUACGCAGAAAAAGGGAAAGCGACGGAUCGGGGAGAUCACCAGUGAUCUGAAUUCCACGGGGCUUUCCUCAUCUUUUGUGCUACUCCAGGAGAUUCCCACUUGGGAGCCAGGGGUGUGUUCACACAAUUUCGUUGUACAUAAAUGGCACGGUGCUGGCUUGGACGCGGGCUCUGGUGAUUGCGGGGUCCUUGUCCCAAGAGCGUUCAGUCACAUGGUCCGCCUGGGACGGGGUGGCAAGUAUUGGAUGGGCGUCCUCGUUGGCACCCUCGUUUUGUUAUCUUGCCAUUUCGUUGACCAUGAUGCUAUAGCUGGCCUGGCGGCAGAGGUGAUAGAGGGGACAGUCGAAUUCGUACAGCGUACAGGAGUGUCGUCAACGAGUUUCACCCGAUACUGUUAGCAUCGUUGCUGGCUUCGACGGCAACGUUACCUUACCAGGCAAACUCUCCGACCUUACCGGCCCUCUUGUCCUACCUCUUCUUCGAUCUCAUUCUUCCAGGAUGCAGAACACAAUAUGCUCGUGGAUGGCGGCAUUGGGAAUCCGUGCCAUGAACACCUUCGGCGAAG